AGUCGGUGCGCCUCUCGGCCGUGGGCACAAAUCGCGAGUAAAAUGGAAGCAGAAUUUCGCUGCGAGGUUGAGGUCCGUCGUUGAAAACAGGUGAACAUGGGAAGGUCCAAGUUUCCCGGGAAGCCGCCGAAGACGGCCACCAGGAAACGGAUCAAGGUGCUGGGCCAGCCUGAGGCAGCGCAGAACGAUCCGGUAACUGUCGCCGAAAACAUCUACUACGGACUUUCCCUGUUCAACGAAACAUUCGGCGACAACGAGAAGGAACAUCCACCAUUUCACGGAUUUAGCACUAAAGAGGCUAAUCUUUCUGCAUCUUAUAUAAAAACUCAGCAACAUGAUGCAGAGAAGACAAGCGAUAAAUUGCCAUCUGUCACAGUCGAAAAUCUUGCACCACGGUCCAGCACGAAGAAGGAUGUUAUUGAUAUUAAAAAUUCUCCUACAGACAUCGAAAAUAGCACAGAAAAGUUUACCAAUUCAAAUCCAAAACCAGUUAAAGACAUCACCCGGUUACAAUCAGUUACAAAUCCAAAUACUAAGCAUUCAAAGAUUCACCGAGCAAAAAGUCGUAAGAAUUGCAAGAACAUUAAAUUUUCGAAUUAUUUGAAAAAUCCGGUGCUAAAAUCAGUGAACAACAUCUUAGAUCAGCAUCAAAGAACCAGACAGUUACGUAAUAGUACUGCAAAAAGAUUACUUCAAAGGGCGAAAUCUGGAAGUAAUACACGUAAUUUAGUAGUGCAAUCAGGAGAGAAGCCUAGCACAGUGAGAAAAUUUGUUUUACCCGUUCGCAGCGUGCAUUCGUCAAGAGUUAUAAAACCAAAUAAAAGAUUUAUCGAGGAAUUGGAAGAAAUUUCUACUACAGAGUAUAGCGAGAAUGAAAUUGGUGUACACGUAAAAAAGACUAAAUUAAAUCCAGAUAAGCUUAGCAACUUGGAAUCAAAAUUGAAAGGGAAUACUGUUAGUAAGUUAUGUACAAAAUUUAAAGAGGCAAGAAGCAAGCCAAAAAGGGUGAUUCAAAGUGUAAACUCCAAUGCUGAGAUUAUAACUCAAUCAGUAAAAAAUAUAGAAAAAUCAGCGAAUUCUGUACAAAACGCACAAAUAUCAAAAUCAGCUCAUAGAGAAGUAAAGAAAUCUCAUACUGUAUCGUGUAAGAAUAAAGUAUCAAACAGCACAUCCGACAAUUAUAAUAGUAAUCAAGAAUGCUCACAAAACUCGAGCAGGACGACACAAACUGUGAAAUCAACAAUUUCCAGAAAUCAGAAACAGAUUUCUAUUCCUACAAAAGUUCUUCCCGAUUCCAAUGUUCCACACUUCGAGUCUUCCAGAGUUCAGACGAGAUCAGGAACUCAAAAUGAAAUAGCAAGCGAUUUAAGUAAUAAUCAGGUAAGCUUUAACAGUGGUGCAGGAUUGACAGAAGGUGGCUGUGCAGAAAUUGAGAAUCAGCUUGGACAUGGUAAUAAAACUGCGGUUAAUACAUUGAACAAUUUUGAGACGGAAAACAAUUUAUCUGAAAACGAAAGCGAGCACAGCAAUCAGGAAGGCGAGUCACCCGAUUUUAGCGGAAUGAAACUCAAUGGUGGAAAAGUUAUAUUAAGGAAAGCAAGAUUAAAGUUGGACAAUAAGUGUCUAGCUGGAACAGAAGGACCAUUUUCAACAACGAGUACCAGUAACACUAUGGGAGGAAGCACUAAUUUAGGAUUAACAGGUACUAUAAAAUGUGGUGUUUGCGGAGCAGUGCGAUUUUAUCGAUUUGUGAAACAGGCACGCAAAUUUGGUAUUCACAGUUGCGAAUCUUGCCGAAAGUUUAUAAGCAAAAUGAUCAAACGUCAAGCUUGUGCUAAAUCCUCAAACAAUGUUCUUCCCAUUCUUCAGUGUCAUAAAGGGGACGGUUUGUGUUUAGUCCCACCUGUUGUGAGGAGUCAACAAUGGAAUCUCAUGAGAUGCGUUUAUAAAGCCAGAUGCCCGGCGUGUUGGUUGAAAAUGUGUUUGAAAUGUUAUAACAUUCCACCUCCUUUAAGAACUGGCUUAAACGCGUUGUUACCACCAUUAAUGAGAGACCCUUUAAGUAUUUCUUUGCCACUUGGUCAAGACGAGGAUGGUCAAGGACAAAAGUUAUGCUCGUCUAAACUCAGUUGGCCCGCAGAAGAUAGUUCGGAAAGAAAUUUAUUUAAGUCUGCUAUGAGUUGGAGAAAUUUUGAAAUGGGACAUAAGACGAGUUAUCAGGGCACUGGAGGUUUUCUCUAUACAAAAAUAGAUAAGUUUGAUUCUUCAAUGAGUAUAUCGCCUAAUAAGAAACGAAGGAAAAAUAACAGGAUUAAAGUAAGAAAGAAAAUUAAAAAUCCAGUGGUCGCUUCUUCGUCUGCCAGCCAACAGUCGCAACCUCUUAGACAGAGACUUGAGUUGAAAGGACCGAGAGUUAAGCAUGUUUGUCGAAGCGCUAGUGUUGCACUUGGACAACCCAUUGCAACUUUUCCUACUGUAGACGCGAAAGAAGACAACGAACAUGGUAAAAACAUUCCAAAGACAGUGAAAGAAAAUGAGAGAAUAGAAAAGAGAGAUGAUAUAAAAGAAAAGGAAAUACAAAAGCAUAAUGAAGAUAAUAAUUUAAAUCUUAACGUUAACACAACACAACAGUCUCAUUCGAGAAGAGGAAAACCGCAACAGAAUGUGUCAACGUUGCACUUUCCAGUGGUGUCUAAGGCAGUUAUGGAUACUGUAUAUACAGUUUCCAUAGAUUUCUGGGAGCAAUACGAUCCUUCUGAGGUCGGAGCUAAGGGUUUUGCUCUUAUCGGUUCUGAACUAUUUCAUAUACCUGCUAUUUGCUAUUUGUGUGGAAGCGCUGGUAAAGAGCCGCUGAUCCACUGUCAAUGCUGUUGCGAGCCGUACCAUGCCUUCUGUUUGGAACCCAGUGAAUGGAACGCUUGUGCACAGCCAAACUGGUGUUGUCCCCGGUGUACGAUAUGUCAGUCCUGCCAUCUCAGAUCCGGUCCGAAAUUAUCCUGCAUUCGUUGUCGUCAGUCGUUUCAUCAUUCAUGUUUGUCAAAGUCCGGUGUUAGCUCCAGAUUGUACAGUCCCGAUCGACCUUAUGUUUGUCAGAGCUGUAUUAAAUGUAAAAGCUGUGGUAGCGAGGGCGUCAACGUUCACGUUGGUAACUUACCUCUCUGCUCUAUGUGCUUUAAGUUAAGACAACAAGGAAACUAUUGUCCUUUGUGUCAGAGAUGUUACAACGAGAACGAUUUUGACACAAAGAUGAUGGAAUGUAGCGAGUGUUCCUGCUGGGUACAUGCCCGUUGUGAAGGCCUUUCCGAUGAGCGUUACCAGAUACUUAGUUACCUGCCCGAUUCGAUCGAAUUCACGUGUAGCCAAUGCUCUUCCAAUUCGAGUUCCUCUAUUUGGAGGAAUGCCAUAGAAGCGGAACUGAAGGCGGGUUUCAUCGGGGUGAUAAAAUCUCUAAGUAAAAAUCGCAAGAUUUGCACGGCUCUCAAGUGGAGUCCCAGAAAGGAGUGCCUUUGCAGGCCCGUUUUGAGUGUAAGAAAACUUGAGUUUCCUGAAGAAGACAAAAAUGAAACGAACUGUACAAAAGAAAAUGAAGAAUCGGAAGAGUGUAAUGGUGACAAGUCCAUAGAUAUCGACUCGAGUUCGGGUGCCAAUUACAGGGAUGGUAUGAAUAAGCCUGAUUUAGAAGAACAUUCAAUAGAUAAUCCCAUUAGAAAAGGUCUGCGACGACUACGACAGAAAUUCCAUCUAAAAGAAUGCUCGGUUAGGGUGAAAAACUGCGUUCCGAAGGACUCUCAAGAUAACGAGAAAAAAGACUUGACAAAUCAAGAUUCAUUAGUUUCUUCAACUUCAACCGAUGUCACGGAAUGCCAUUGUUCCGAGCAGCAAAUCAUCGCAAGACCCUCGCCCACUUUAAUGUCUGUGAAACGUAAGGUAAACAGUAAUGAAUAUAAAUCGUUAUUACAAUUUCAUUGUGAUAUGAUGCACGUAAUCAAUCGUGUCGGUUCAAAAGAUCUGAUAGAAACGUAUCACGAGAUUCUACAAGAAGUUUUUCCAUGGUUUACUCCGAAAAAUUUUAAGAGCAGCGACAACAACGCUGAUACGUUAAUGCCUACUAAAGAUGUUGGCGAAGACAUUGCUCUGACGACAAAGUUUGACGAUCCUAUUCUGGAGGCAUGGAAGGAGGAAGUGAUGAAAGCACCGAAAGCAAUCGCAGCAAAAACGGCGAAUCUAUAUAAUAUUCACGUCGAGGACAGCAGAUCGUGUUGUUUAUGCAAGGGUUUGGGUGAUGGGCACGAGACAAAAGAGGGAAGGUUACUGUAUUGUGGGCAGAAUGAAUGGGUACACGCGAAUUGCGCGCUAUGGUCAAACGAGGUGUUUGAGGAAAUCGAUGGCUCACUGCAGAAUGUUCAUAGUGCCAUUUCGAGGGGUCGUUUGAUUCGCUGCUCCGAGUGCGGUAAGAAGGGCGCGAGCAUCGGAUGUUGCGCGAAGAAUUGCAGCAAUACUUUUCAUUUUCCAUGCGCGAGGAAUGUCGGACUCGCUUUCAAUGACGACAAAACUGUAUUUUGCAUCUCACAUUCGAAUACGAGUCACGUCUAUAAGUCUCUGCAAAACGAGAACGAGUUUAGUUUGAAACGACCGGUAUAUGUGGAGUUGGAUCGUAAGAAAAAGAAAUUUGCCGAACCCAACAAAGUUAAGUUAAUGAUAGGUUCUUUGAUGGUCGACUGUUUGGGCACCGUCAUUCCGGAAUUCUCUGAUACGGCUGAGAAGAUAAUACCAUGCGAUUACAAAUGUUCUAGACUUUACUGGUCCACAGUGAAUCCUUACAAGAUCGUGAGAUAUUACAUUAGAACUUAUGUGCAGGUAUAUAUGCCGGACGUCUCGUCCGACAUGGAGAAUAACAUCACUAUCGAUCAUAGCAAGGAGCAGGAGAAAGAUGAAGUACCGACAGAUUAUUUCGCCGUCAAACAAACUCUAGAUGCGCUCAUCGAUUUCGUGUGCAACAAAGAAGUUGAUGAGAAUUUAGCGGAGCAGAACAAUACAGAUCUUUUGCCGCCGGAAUUGAAGGAGGCUAUAUUUGAAGAUUUGCCACACGAUCUGUUAGACGGAAUUUCCAUGCAAGACAUUUUUCCAAAGAUGUCGUAUGAGGAUUUUUUAGCCAUGGAUUUAAAGAAUGAUGGCUCUUUCAGCACGGAUUUAUUCAAGGAUGAUAUGUUGUCGUCAGAAGUCGAAGAGACGAUAAAACCGUCGGAAAGUAAGAUCUCCAAAAUAGAUUCGUCUCUGUUGGAAUUAGGAGCGCACAAUGAUCUCUGGGUACGAUUGGAAGCAAAGACUGCGAUGCAGGAUCUCAUGGACGACUUAUUUAAUUCAAAAAGCCAGAAACGCGGCGGUAGAGAACUGAAACGAUCCAAAUCAGAGGUGAUGUCGAACAAUCCGCUGAUCGUCGGCGGUCAAAGGCAUCAUCAACGUUCCUGCAGUCUCACAUGGAGCUGCAAGCUCGACAACACUUAUGGUUCUAACAUAAAAAGACGGAAGUUGCCCCGAAAUCCAUCCAGUACCAAGUCCAGCGAAACCGGUCUUAUUGUUCUUGAUGCGCAAAACGAACGUACGUCGAUGUUUCAUGAAUUGAGAAUCCCGGAGAGUAUUAUGGUCACUGUGGGAAGAGGAAACACGCCUAACAUACUAUCCGAUUCUGUGCGCGAGUUGAAAUAUUGUAUUGAGGACUCUGCUGGAUUAAAUCGCCGCGUGUUACCAGCCAGGGACGACGUAAAGGAACACAAGAGGCUGCUUUGGCAUCCAAGACAGCAGCAACCGCGAAUAGUGCAAGUCGACGGGUCGGUUGACGCUAAUAGUGCCAGCGAGUGCAGUUCACCAGAAUACAAUGCCGAAGAGAAAAACGCGAAUCUUCAAACAUCUGAAUCAUUAUCGAUCCCGCAAUUAGACGGCAUUAAUGAUGAGCACUCGUCUGAUGCGAGCGAGUCAAGCUCGGAAAUGGAACUUGGCUUAUACGCGCGGCCUUCAAAUCUUUUACAUUCAAAGCGUAUCUUUGGUUUCAUCAGAUCACAUGUGUCAAGUAACUGUGAUAAAAAAACGAAGAGUGGCAAUAGCAACUUUAUAACCGCACCAACCAUUAGAUGUACCUCGCACAAAGCGGAAGUCUUGUUCAAGGAGAAGAAUCUCAAAAUGAAUCUGCAGAUCCCACAGGUCGAUGGUGCAGGCGAUAUCUCGAGCGACGACGAGUGCGUCUCGUCGCAACAUAUGAUGACGCAUGAAAGGUUACUUCAUACCUCAUACGAAUCAUCGCCGUUCGAGGAUAUCGAUGUCACUUGCAAGAGAUGUGGCCUCACGUAUCGCAACGAGGAGAGUUACAAUCGUCAUCUGAACAACUGCGAUACUAUGAUUACUAGUGAUAGCGACUCGGAGACCAUGGACAACAAGCUGGCAUCGCCAGAAUCGGGGUUUUCCCCAAACAUGGGUUCGAUGUCAUCGCAAUUCAUCACGCUUUCACCAUCUGAGGGCCACACUCUAACGACCGAUUACUCAGAUAUUCAAGCGACGUCACCCAUCGAGGCAUCCGUGGCGUCGCCUCAUCCGAGUAUCCAGAUUGAACCGAUUGCCCAAGCGAUCAUUACGCCACAAAUUCAUGCGACGCAUGCCACCGUCGAGACCGUACACCAGACAGUAUUAACGUCCAAUGACGUGAUCGUACAGACUCAAUACACCCGUAGAACCACCACUCUGCCGAACCCAGCAGUAUUACCUCCUCAGGAAAGCACAGUGCAGAUAACGGAGAUCACAGAUCCGCCGUCCAUCUCCAGCGACUCAAAUGCUACGGCGCAUGGUAUCGUGAAUACACCGAUGAGUUCGCCGGACAGCACGAGCUCGCAGACCGUCCCAAGUCCGGAAAUGUCACCCAGUUUUUCGUCCAUGGGCGUACAAACUGCGCACGAGUCUAUGCAGACGAACGCACAGAUCACCCGAACCUCUUCCAAGAAGAAUUUACGGGUAGCCAAGCCUAAGACCAAGAACAUCAAGCCACAGCAACAUGUUUUGAAAAAUGUAAUACAGUCGCCGCAAAAUAUCGCGCACAAUGUCAAAUUUCAACCGACAACAAUGUCAAACGGUCCACCGGUAAUCCAGUUACAUCAGACCACCCCGAGACCGCCCACAGUAAUCCUUCAGCAAGUGGCGUCACCAGGAAUUGUAUCCGCUUAUGUGGAAGCACUGCAGCAACAAUCUGGUCAAAAUUUACAAUACAUCACGACAAUAGGUGACGGGCAACACGAGACCGGUUUCAAACCGCAGCUGAUCGCUGCAAAUUCUUUAGUGCCAGGCACCUAUAUACAAGCACCGUCCACCGACAAUCUGCUGCUACAAAACGGUGGUAUAUCGAUAUUGCCGAGCGUGCAGAUUGCGCAGACACAGCCUACUGUAUUAGGUACCAUCAUACAACAACAACCCAAUGCAAUCCAAUGUGGCGUUAUAUCAUCGGAGCAACUGCUAUUGAGUUCUACGCCUACUCUGGAAAUGUUUGCCGAUCCAACCGGCGGUAUGUUUGUAUCGAAUCAACCAAUGUACUAUGGUCUGGAGACAAUCGUUAGCAAUACCGUGAUGUCGUCUAGCCAAUUCAUGACUGGCACAGUGCCACAAGUAUUGGCCAGUAGUUAUCAAACAACAACACAGGUAUUUCAAGCAUCUAAGCUGAUGGAGCCUAUCGUGGAUGUACAAGCUAUGUCGGGCGUACCUACUGUAACAACGAUGCAGAAUGUAUCGAGUAUGCCGAACAUAUCUGGUAUGCCCAACAUAACUGGCGUAUCUAACAUAGCGAGUAUGCAGAAUGUGAGUGGCAUGUCCAACAUGUCUGGAGUACCUUACGUGGUGGUGAACCAAUCGGCGCCGUCGUUACCACCAGCAGCAGCUCCGGUACCAUCACCAGCACCAACAUUGGCAUCGGCACCGAUGCCAGCAUCGGCAUCAAUACCAGCACCAAUGUCAAUACCGACACCAGUGUCAAUACCGACACCAGUGUCAAUACCGACACCAGUGUCAUUACCGACACCAAUGUCAAUACCGACACCAGUGUCAAUACCGACACCAGUAUCAAUACCAACAUCAGUAUCAAUGCCAGCACCAAUAUCAAUAUCAGCAUCAACGCUAGCAGUGGAACCAAUUGUAACGCCACCACAAAUCAACAUUUCCGCCACAUCUCCGGAACGAGCUUAUGGUGGCAUCGCGUGUAACGUCGUUACACCGGUACCGUGUCAAAAUGCGACCAUAGAGCAUCCAAUGGCAUCGAUUCAAGUGGCAGAUGUGUGCUCAUCGAAUGCGACGUCGAUAAGCGCAAUGACACCGACAAAGCUAUCAUCGUCGGCGCCACCACCGCCACCUCCACCACCUCCACCACCACCACCGCCACCACCACCACCACCACCACCACCACCACCGCAACCAACAUCACCACCGCCAUCAACACCUCCAUCGUCGCUACCAUCGCCGCCAUCAUCAGCACUACCACCUCAUGCAAUGCCAAUGAUACCUCGUGUCGCUGUGAGACCCAGUCCAGUCACGCAUUUGGUUCAGGCGAAUCAUGGAGCUUGGAAGAUCACUGAGCCGUUGUUCGGCGCGGAGCAACCGAUGAACAACAGUGUGCGACCAUAUUUCGAUUCGAAACACGUAUCGGAGAACACUAGCAUGAUCAAGUCUAGCAUAUCAUCAUCUAAGAUACCACCUUUAUCGAAUCAUUAUGUUACGCAACGGAAUCUAGUUUUAAAUCAUAAGUCAAAUCACGAUGUAAAUAGCAUACAUAAAAGCUAUAGUAACGGUAUCGCGUUGAAUCCGAACUCGAUGAACACAUGCAUCAACAAUAACAACCCAAUCAUUGUUUCUAAUUCCAAUUCCGUGCAAAACAAAAUUACGAUGCCGACGAAUAACAUGCCGACCAGUAGACCGAUGAACAGGGUGCUGCCAAUGCAGGCGGUGACACUUAAGCAGGAUCCAGCAAAGAAAGACGAUUUGGCGAUUGAAGAGCCGACGAAACCGGUAAUCAAGCCAGCCGAACCGGAAAUCGUAGAAUCAAAGAAGGAAAUCAUCGAGCAGAUCGUGCAAAUAAAAAAACCUGAAACCGCACUCAGCAAUAUCAGUGACAAUAUCAAACUGAAUACAGAAACUAUAGAGAAAGUAAAGGAGAAUCUCAAAUUGGAACUUGAUAAGGAGAAGCUACAAAACACAUCGUUGAAGAUAGUGCUGCAGAAACAGUUACAGGACGGUUCUUACAAGAUCACGCGCAACAUGAAGGCGGUCACUCAGAGCAAAAAGACACCACAAGUAACAUCUGUGGAGAUAUUACCGUCAAAACAGGUGCCUCAGAUUGCGUCAUUACAACUGUUGCCGAUCAAAACGUUUACGCUCAAAGCGAACAAAUUCGAGGACAAAGUGAAACCUAUGGACGCGAAAGUGAACAUACUUAAGGCAAAAGCGCCACCCGUAGCUGUCAAGAAACCCAGAAUAGUGACGAAAUCAAUCAGACCGCUGCGAAACAAUCCGCAGCAGAAUCCGCCGCAAAUGCACAAUUGCUCGAAAGGACCGAUCUUAAUGUAUGAGAUCAAGUCGCAAGAUGGCUUUACCCAUACUGCCUCGUCUAUGACCGAGGUUUGGGAGACAGUGUAUCAGGCGGUACAGAAUGCGCGCAAGGUUCACAACUUGUCUCCUCUGCCUCACAAUCCGUUGUCCGAGGGUCUCGGUUUGGAGAAUAAUGCGGCUAUCUACUUGAUUGAACAAUUGCCGGGCGUCAACAGAUGCAGCAAAUAUAAGCCCAAAUUCCAUACGUUGGAGCCGCCAAAACCCGACGAGAUGGAAAAUGAGUUGCCGGCAGCGUGUGCCAACGGAGCGGCACGAGCAGAACCUUUUAAAGGCAGGAAAGUACACGACAUGUUCAGCUGGUUGGCGUCGCAGCAUAGACCGCAUCCUAAUAUAAUUACAAUAUCGGAAACAGAAUCUAGGCGAGCCGUGAGUACCAAUUUGCCUAUGGCAAUGCGCUUUAGAAUACUUAAAGAAACAUCAAAAGCAUCUGUUGGUGUAUAUUAUUCCCAUAUACAUGGUAGAGGACUGUUUUGUUUGAGAGAUAUCGAGCCUGGUGAGAUGGUCAUUGAAUACGCCGGUGAAGUUAUUCGAUCUUCCUUGACCGAUAAAAGAGAAAAGUAUUAUGACAGCAAGAAUAUAGGCUGUUAUAUGUUUAAAAUCGACGAUCAUCUAGUUGUUGAUGCUACUAUGAAGGGAAAUGCAGCUAGGUUUAUCAAUCAUUCGUGCGAGCCAAAUUGCUACUCGCGAGUGGUGGACAUACUAGGUAAGAAACACAUACUGAUUUUUGCUCUUCGUCGCAUCAUUCAAGGAGAGGAGUUGACAUAUGACUACAAAUUCCCAUUCGAGGAUAUCAAGAUCCCGUGUACUUGCGGUUCUCGCAAAUGUCGCAAAUACCUCAACUGAGACUGCGUAUAUACAGCUUAUCUUAAGCAGCUGACCGAAGACAAAGAAAUAAAAUAUGUGCUAUAAUUGCGCGCGCGCUUUCGAAUAGGAUUCAUUUUAUUGAAUGUUAUUCAUUUUACUCAUCAUCAAACUAUUUUCAGAGAUUGCAGCUUUUUAUUACUAUAUAAAAGAACAUAGAUUAUACAUUUUAAAGAUUAGAAGGCCAGACGUAAUACGCGAAGCACAGCGAUUACGAUGAUGUUACUUUAGACAGCUACGUUCCUGUAGUUGAUUUAACGGGGGGUAUAUUUACACAUAUACCUAUAGCAAUAAACCAUUCGAGUAUCUCCUGCUUUUGUAUCCGACAAAGUCGUGCGUUUUACUAACGCGCUUCAGACUUGUGAAAGUGUUAUUUUAUUCACGCCUGUGCUUUCUCGCACGACUUUUAGACUCUACGUAUUAUCUACUGUUGAGGCUUAAGUGUACAAGUUAUCUUACACUUUACACUAAAUGCGAGAGCUCCUUAUACGAGAGCGCAUAAUUCUUGCAUGGUAUGGAU
Molecule: messenger RNA, 11014 nt
Organism: Atta colombica
Lineage: Eukaryota; Metazoa; Arthropoda; Insecta; Hymenoptera; Formicidae
Gene: trx
Product: histone-lysine N-methyltransferase trithorax
Exons: 10
Coding region: 97-10476 (3459 amino acids)
Biological process (GO): positive regulation of DNA-templated transcription
Cellular component (GO): histone methyltransferase complex; nucleus
Molecular function (GO): DNA-binding transcription factor activity; zinc ion binding; sequence-specific DNA binding
Source: RefSeq, a predicted model, not a curated record